Molecule: messenger RNA, 882 nt
Organism: Ogataea haglerorum
Lineage: Eukaryota; Fungi; Ascomycota; Pichiomycetes; Pichiales; Pichiaceae
Exons: 1
Coding region: 1-882 (293 amino acids)
Biological process (GO): carbohydrate metabolic process
Molecular function (GO): isomerase activity; carbohydrate binding
Source: RefSeq, a predicted model, not a curated record
AUGUCUGUUGAGGUGGAAGGUGAUCUGAUCAGGUUCUCGUAUGGCGGCGCGCGUGCGUGUGUUGCCAGAAAAGGCUGCACUUUGGUCUCGUUCGUGGUGAAUGGCGACGAGUAUUUGUACCUCUCGGAAGCUGCGAAUCUGUCGAGCAAGAGCUCGACACCCGUGAGGGGCGGAAUGCCGCUGAUUUUCCCAGCCUUUGGCAAGUCGUACCUGGAGAGUCUGAAGGCGGUCCAGCAGCACGGGUUUGUGCGCAACAUGGCUUGGGACUUCGUCAUAGCCGAGGUGUUGACAGAGCGCACGGUAGCACGGUUUCGAUUGAGCCAUCGGCAGUGCGAGAACGAGCAGCAGUACAUAUCCUGGUGCCAAUUCUAUGGCCAGCGCAUCGAGUUUGAGCUGUCGAUGGUUUUUGAGCUGUUUCCGGACCACAUCACAGUGGACACGAGCCUUGUGAACGAGAACGUGUCCGAACUGGAGUUUCAGUUUCUGUACCACACCUAUUUCCGGGUGCCCUGUGUUCGCGACAUGUACAUCACGGGGCUGAAAGGGGCCAAGUACCUGGACAGACUGCAGACCCGGUACCGGCUAGAUACCAGUCCGAUGCUCAAGGUGGAGGAGCAGACGGACAAAAUGUACAAGCUGGGCGAGGCCAACCGGGAAAUCGACAUUUUGUCGGGCAAUUACAAUGUGCGACUGACGGCGUCGGAGAACCUGAGCGACCUGGUGGUCUGGAACCCGUGGAAAGAGGGGGCAGCCAAGAUGAAAGACUUUGAGCCGAAAUCCAGCUACCGCAACAUGUGCUGCGUUGAGUUUGGCGCAGUUGAGGGCACAACGCUCGCCAAAGGCGGACGGUGGCGCUGCCAGCACACAAUCACGAUUAUUUAG